AUGGAUAUUGAGAGCUCCUUCAUUCCUCUUCUAUCCUACACCAGGAAAGCUAAGUUCAAAACUCUUCUUCCCAAAUUCAAGAAGGGGAUCCGCAGUCCUGCUGUUGCUGGUCCAGGCAGCAAUCCAGGCGGUUUUGGAGCAAAUCAACCAUUUGGUGGACAAGGCCCUCAGCCAUUCGGUGGACAGGGCCCUCAACAGUUCGGUGGACCAGGUCCUCAACAAUUCGGAGGCCCUCAGCCAUUCGGUGGACAAGGCCCUCAGCCAUUCGGUGGAGAGGGCCCUCAACAGUUCGGUGGACCAGGUCCUCAACAGUUCGGAGGACCCCAAAAUGGACCCGGCCCUCAACAAUUUGGUGGACCAGGUGGUUUUGGUGGACCGGGAGGUUUUGAAGAGCCACACGGUAUGCCGGUCAGAAUAAGAAGAUAUGUGCAAGCCUCUAUCAACGCACCACUCGGUCAUCGUUUCCUAAGCCGCAUUCUUCGUCGAUUUGCGUAA
This is a messenger RNA of Ostertagia ostertagi, 495 nucleotides long. Lineage: Eukaryota; Metazoa; Nematoda; Chromadorea; Rhabditida; Trichostrongylidae. The record is from the annotation of a GenBank genome assembly.